Molecule: messenger RNA, 297 nt
Organism: Marasmius oreades (fairy-ring Marasmius)
Lineage: Eukaryota; Fungi; Basidiomycota; Agaricomycetes; Agaricales; Marasmiaceae
Exons: 3
Coding region: 1-297 (98 amino acids)
Molecular function (GO): monooxygenase activity; oxidoreductase activity, acting on paired donors, with incorporation or reduction of molecular oxygen; heme binding
Source: RefSeq, a predicted model, not a curated record
AUGUUCAACCCUGACCGAUUCAUGAAGAAGCCUGGGAAAGACUUACCUCCCCAUCCCGAAGAGUUCGCGUUCGGGUUUGGUCGCCGUGUUUGUCCCGGAAGACACCUCGCAGACAACUCCUUGUGGAUCGCAAUGGUGUAUUUGUUGGCGACCUUCAAUAUGAAGAAAGCGCUCGACUCGCAAGGGAAUGAGAUUGAACCUGUAGUGAAAUACACGGAUGGGACGGUCAGUCAUCCCUACCCAUUCAAAUGUCGUUUCAUCCCGCGUUCAAAGGAUGCCCUCGACUUGAUUGCUUGA